This is a messenger RNA of Orcinus orca (killer whale), 1472 nucleotides long. It is a transcript of the gene PSMC5, whose product is annotated as proteasome 26S subunit, ATPase 5. Gene Ontology annotation, molecular function: ATP hydrolysis activity; ATP binding; proteasome-activating activity. The coding region runs from base 226 to 1422 and encodes 398 amino acids. Gene Ontology annotation, cellular component: proteasome regulatory particle, base subcomplex. The record is from RefSeq and is a predicted model, not a curated record. Gene Ontology annotation, biological process: proteasome-mediated ubiquitin-dependent protein catabolic process. The transcript has 12 exons. Lineage: Eukaryota; Metazoa; Chordata; Mammalia; Artiodactyla; Delphinidae.
UGUGUCAGCGCCGCCCCCGGCGGGUCAAGGCAGGGCCGGGAGUGGAAGACCCGGUGGAAGCCGAGUAAGUGAGAGGAGCGGUGGGAGCGGGAACCCAUCCUUCCGCGAGUCGAGGGAGUCGGGGGACACGUCCUUCCUGCUGGCUCCUCCUGUAGUAAUAACACCUGGGGUUUGUGUAGCGUUCCCGGGUGUGUCGUCUCUUGAUCCUUCUGGAAGUCUUAAGAGAUGGAGCUGGAAGAGGGGAAGGCAGGCAGUGGACUCCGCCAGUAUUAUCUGUCCAAGAUUGAAGAACUCCAGCUGAUUGUGAAUGAUAAGAGCCAAAAUCUCCGGAGGCUGCAGGCACAGAGGAAUGAGCUUAAUGCAAAAGUUCGCCUGCUGCGGGAAGAGCUACAGCUGCUGCAGGAACAGGGCUCCUAUGUGGGGGAAGUAGUCCGGGCCAUGGAUAAGAAGAAAGUGUUGGUUAAGGUACAUCCUGAGGGCAAGUUUGUCGUAGACGUAGAUAAGAACAUCGACAUCAAUGAUGUGACACCCAAUUGCCGGGUGGCCCUCAGAAAUGACAGCUACACUCUGCACAAGAUCCUGCCCAACAAGGUAGACCCACUGGUGUCACUGAUGAUGGUGGAGAAGGUGCCAGAUUCAACUUACGAGAUGAUUGGUGGCCUGGACAAGCAGAUCAAGGAGAUCAAAGAAGUGAUUGAGCUGCCCGUUAAGCAUCCUGAGCUCUUUGAAGCGCUGGGCAUCGCGCAGCCCAAGGGAGUGCUGCUGUACGGACCCCCAGGCACUGGGAAGACACUGUUGGCCCGGGCUGUGGCUCAUCAUACAGACUGUACUUUCAUUCGUGUCUCUGGGUCUGAAUUGGUGCAGAAAUUCAUCGGGGAAGGGGCAAGAAUGGUGAGGGAACUGUUUGUCAUGGCCCGAGAACACGCUCCAUCUAUCAUCUUCAUGGACGAAAUCGACUCCAUCGGCUCCUCCCGGCUGGAGGGAGGCUCCGGAGGGGACAGUGAAGUCCAGCGCACGAUGCUGGAGCUGCUCAACCAGCUGGAUGGCUUCGAGGCCACCAAGAACAUCAAGGUCAUCAUGGCCACUAACAGGAUUGACAUCCUGGACUCAGCGCUGCUCCGCCCAGGGCGCAUUGACAGAAAAAUUGAAUUCCCACCCCCCAAUGAGGAGGCCCGGCUGGACAUUUUGAAGAUCCAUUCUCGGAAAAUGAACCUGACCCGGGGGAUCAACCUGAGAAAAAUUGCUGAGCUCAUGCCAGGAGCAUCAGGGGCUGAAGUGAAGGGCGUGUGCACUGAAGCCGGCAUGUACGCACUGCGGGAGCGGCGAGUCCACGUCACCCAGGAGGACUUCGAGAUGGCAGUAGCCAAGGUCAUGCAAAAGGACAGUGAGAAAAACAUGUCCAUCAAGAAGCUGUGGAAGUGAGGCGGAUGUCCUUUGUGUGGGUCCCUCAAAUAAAGCUCUGCAGGACAAGA